CCUAUUGAAUUUUAAAUGAAAAUUUUUUGGUCAAAUCGGCCAAAAAUUUGACAUAGCAUCUUUAAUGCGCAUGUAAUGUGUAUCAGUCGUUUACAUGGCUGGAACAUUAGACUACAAAUCAAUUAUUUUUAGGGGAACAAGGGGAUGCACAAUUUUAAUCGAACCAACAUUUUAAACAUUUAAAAGUAUUACUUCAUAAAAGCUUUUAUUCAUUUUUUUUAAUCUCAAAGGUCCAUAUUUCAAGGUGUAGCACAUUGGGCGUGGGCAUGUGCCCUGCCUCCCUGUAGCGUCGUCAUUGUUAAAAACCUUUGUCUUUUUAUAAAGUGAAACUAUUCAAACAAUUUCCGUUUCUUUCUCUUCUCUUAUUUGCACUGAAAACAAAAACACUUUCUGUGCGAGUUUGGGCAGUGUUGAUUUUGUGACGCGGGGCUGUUGUUAUACUGUACGCUGGGUGGAGUCUAUACUACUUGAAUCGAACAAAAAAUGGAGUUCGAGUGUCAAGGUUGUUCGAACAAAAGUGUCUCUUUGAUGUGCAAAAAGGGAUCACUAAUGUCUGCCUACAUACGUGAUACACGCUUGCUACCCAGUUUACUACAUACACUUUAACCUAAAUACUUGGAACAAAAUUAUUUUAAUAACGCAGACUGAGUACAACUAAACUGAACAGUUGCAUCAGAACAAAGUUUUUUCAAAAUGGCGGCAGAUUUCUCAAUCGUUGUUGUCUGCCUGUUAGUUGCCUUCCAUGCAGUCUCGGUGUCCGUUGCUCAAACUGUUGACCAGUUCUCGGAGGCUGGUGGGUUGGAAGGAAGCACAGUGCGGCUGUUUUGCCAAAUAACCGACCGAGGAAACUACGGAGUCUUCUGGUACAUUGAAGCUGGCGAAUUGCUGAUCUUAAGCUUCGAUUCUGCCGACUACGUUACGAACCGUCCGAAGUUUAAAAUUGAAGAAGACUUAACAAGUGGAUACUUUAACCUCACUAUUCAUGACUUGAAGAUGACGGAUGAAGGUUUAUACGAAUGUCUGUUGUCUGAUGGGACGUAUACCAUCAACGGAAAGCCAGGGACGGUUAAGAUUUUGCCGCCAGUGGCACCUCCUGGAGACCCCGUAUGCUCGGCGAGCUACAGGACGCCUCUAUCUGAAGGGGAUGAGAUUUCGGCGUCCUGUAUGACCGCCAGUGGAGGAAGACCAAACUCCCAGCUUACAUGGCAGGGUUUGAACGGUCAAGUGGGUCUGGCCGGUCCUGGGCCUAACCAUACCGUGAUAUGGGACGCCACACCGGCAUAUGAUGGGGCCGUGUUCACAUGCCACGAGGAACACCCGGCACUAGAUGGCUACGACAGAUCAUGCACAGUAGGACCUCUCACCGUACUAUACGCACCCUCGGUGAUGAUUUCGCCAUCACACCCAAAAUCCAAACUCGGUGAGUUGAUAACUUUAACAUGCUCUGCGUCAGCCAACCCACCCAUACAAAGAAUACAUUGGUUUCAUGGGAAUACAUCCCUCCCCAUCCCGAUGUCUAAUUCAACCAACUCGACGACUUCUCGCUUCUCCAUCGAAGAAGAGCGAGACUCGAACAGGAUUUUGCUCUCAUCACAUCUCAACAUCACCGAGGUAAGAAGCGAAGACUUCUCGACCGAAAUAACGUGCAGAGUGUGGAAUGCAAAUGCUUCAAGGAACAUAACCGUAACACUAAAAAGCCCUACCGUCCGGGUAAAAGAUAACAACGACGUGGAUAAUAACUCCCUAGCCCGGAACCCCCUCCUACUCAUCGCCGUCGACCUAUCGGCACUCGGUGGCCUCGCUCUAAUCGGGAUUCUGUUCCUCGCCGCACCGCAUCUCGGUUGUCUGGUCAGCGAUUCCUACCGGCAAAAACGGCGGGAAAAACAACUACAAAAACAGCUCAAACGGGAGAAGAAACUCGAACAAAAGGAGAAGAAACGUUCAUCAAAGAGGGAGAACAAUUUAGUCCCGAUUCAGUUUGAAGACACCGAGCUGGAGAUGUACGAGCAGCCGAUACAGAGUGGUUUGCAGGACAAUAGUAACAAUAAUGCCGAAGAAAGCGCGGGAAGGACCCCUUCGGACCAUUCAAGAAACACCAGCUUGUCGAAACUCAGUAAUUGCGUAGUUGAAGUCGACAACACGAUACUCGAAAUUACAUCGCCCUAGUAGUAGUUCAUAAAAACCCUGGGUGAAGCAGUAGUUCUGAGUUACAAAGUUUUUGCAAAAAACGUUGUUUGCUACACUGCAAACACUGAGGUGUCAUGCCACCAUGCGCAUGUCACAUACUUAUAUAGAUAAUGAAGAGAGAAUUUAAAGGCAGUGGACAAUAUUGGUAAUUACUAAAAAUAAUUGUUAUCAUAAAAACUUACUUGGUAACAAGC
Molecule: messenger RNA, 2381 nt
Organism: Asterias rubens (European starfish)
Lineage: Eukaryota; Metazoa; Echinodermata; Asteroidea; Forcipulatida; Asteriidae
Product: cell adhesion molecule 2-like
Exons: 1
Coding region: 694-2166 (490 amino acids)
Source: RefSeq, a predicted model, not a curated record